UGGAGCAACCCCGCACGUUUGGACGACUUGCAAAUUUCUCCUCAGUAACUUUGAUGGGGACUUCGACAUUAAGCAGGGAAAAUGCCUGUGAUGAAGGGAUUAUUAGCGCCGCAGAACACGUUUCUGGACACAAUAGCCACACGGUUUGAUGGCACUCACAGCAACUUCAUCCUGGCCAAUGCUCAGGUGUCAAAGGGGUUUCCAAUCGUCUACUGCUCCGAUGGCUUCUGUGAACUCACAGGCUUCUCUCGGGCCGAGGUCAUGCAGAAGAGUUGCGCUUGCAAGUUUCUGUAUGGACCUGAGACCACUGAAGGCAUCAUCCUCAGUAUUGACGAAGCUCUGGAGGAGCGUAAGGAGUUCAAGGAUGAGAUUAUAUUCUACAAUAAGACAGCGGUUCAGUUCUGGUGCCUGCUGGACAUCGUGCCAAUUAAAAAUGAGAAGGGAGACGUGGUGCUCUUUCUGGCCUCAUUUAAAGACAUCACUGACACUAAAGCCAAAGCCAUCCAUGAGGACAAGAAGGAAGAGCGGCGGCGCGGCAGGGUGAAAACAGGCUCUCCAUUCAGCUCAGCGCGACUGCGUAGCAGCACAGUGCUCUAUCACAUCUCUGGUCACCUCCACAGCAGAGAGAAGAGCAAGAUUAAACUCAACAAGAAUGUGUUUGGGGACCUGCCUGCUCUGCCAGAAUACAAGGUAGCCGAUGCCAAGAAGUCCAAAUUUAUUUUGCUUCACUACAGCACAUUCAAGGCUGGUUGGGACUGGCUGAUUCUGCUCGCCACAUUCUAUGUUGCGGUGACGGUGCCCUACAAUGUGUGCUUUAUUGGUGAUGAUGAUGACCUGACCCGCAGCACGACCGUCAGUGACAUUGCAGUGGAGAUACUAUUUAUCAUAGAUAUUGUUUUCAAUUUUCGUACCACUUAUGUCAGCAAAUCAGGUCAGGUGAUUUUUGAUGCUCGGCAGAUCUGCAUCCACUACCUGACCACAUGGUUCAUUAUUGACUUAGUGGCUGCUUUGCCCUUUGACCUGCUCUAUGCCUUCAAAGUCAGUGUGGUGUCCGUGGUGCACCUGUUAAAAACAGUGCGUCUGCUCCGUUUGCUGCGGCUGCUCCAAAAGAUGGACCGCUACUCCCAGCACAGCACAGUGGUCCUGACCCUACUGAUGUCCAUGUUUGCCAUGGUGGCCCACUGGAUGGCCUGCAUCUGGUACAUCAUUGGCAAGAAGGAGAUGGAUUCCAAUGCCGACAACUGGGAAAUUGGGUGGCUCCAUGAGCUGGGGAAGCGUCUGGAGGCGCCAUACUUCACCAUAGGAGAAAUGAAUGGGACCAGCGCCGGUCCAUCCAUCCGGAGCGUGUACAUUGCCUCACUCUACUUCACCCUCAGCAGUUUAACCAGCGUGGGCUUCGGCAAUGUGUCAGCCAACACAGAUGCAGAGAAGAUUUUCUCUAUUUGCGUCAUGCUUGUAGGAGCACUGAUGCAUGCACUGGUUUUUGGCAAUGUGACAGCCAUUAUCCAGAGGAUGUACUCACGAUGGUCCCAGUACCACACUCGAACCAAAGACCUGAAAGACUUUAUACGUGUCCAUCAUCUACCCCAGAGCCUCAAGCAGCGAAUGUUGGAGUACUAUCAGACAACUUGGUCGGUCAACAAUGGCAUCGACUGUAAUGAGCUGUUGAAAGACUUCCCGGAUGAGCUGCGAUCCGAUAUCACCAUGCACCUUAACAAGGAGAUCCUGGAGCUGUCGCUGUUUGCCUCUGCCAGUCGUGGCUGCUUGCGCUCCUUGUCGCUGCACAUGAAGACCUCCUUCUGUGCUCCUGGAGAGUACCUCCUCCGGCAGGGUGACGCACUCCAGGCCAUCUUCUUUGUCUGCUCAGGAUCCAUGGAGGUGCUGAAGGAUGGGAUGGUUCUGGCCAUUCUCGGAAAAGGAGACCUUAUUGGAGCGAAUCUGUCCUUGGAUGACCGAGUGAUAAAAACCAACGCAGACGUGAAGGCUUUGACCUACUGCGACCUGCAGUGUGUUAACCUGAGGGGACUGUACGAAGUGUUGGACCUUUAUCCUGAAUACUCCCACCACUUUGUGCAAGACAUCCAGCAGGACCUCACAUACAACCUGAGAGAGGGACAUGAGACGCAUGUUAAAGCAAGGCUGUCCACGACAACUUUAGACACCCAGUCAGGGGUGAAAAGGAACGGCCGUGUGGUGCAGGGCUACCCACCCAUCGUCGAAGCACGGGUUGAGCAUGAGGAAGAUGAGGAGGAGGAAGAUGCCAUGUCUGUGUCUCUGUCAUCGGAGCAGAACAGAGCGGUGAACCUCAGGGACACCAGUGGGAGGUCUCCACUGAGCCAACCCAGCCAGAAAAGCUCCGAACAGAGCUCCAGAAGGUCCCGAAGGAAGAUUCAGGAAAUUACUCUCACCACUUUAGAUCCUUCCAACCUCAGUCCCAGGAUAGUGGAUGGCACUGAAGACAGUGAAGGGACAGAGAGUUCCAUGGCCUUCUCCUUCUUGUCAACCCGAGGUUGUCCUGCCAGUGAACCAAUCAGUGCCUCAGCGUCUGCCACAGAUAUGCUGCAGAUCAGCACAGCAGAGUUAGCGGCCAAAGCAGAGGAGACCAGAGGACAACUGAGACACCUCGACCAGCAGGUGAACACCCUUGGAAGGGAGGUGGCCGACCUCGGGCGAGUCAUGAAGAGAAUGGCACAACUCAUGGAAACCUUUAUGUCAUCAGCGCCUCCACCCUCAGUCGUCUGCCCAACGUACUGCUCCCCAGCGCACCACCCCUUCCUGCCCCACCCCAACCCUCCUCAGUCGUACCCCUCCCCUCCCUCCUGUCAGACUGCCUCCAUCUGGACUGACACACCCAUGUCACUGCCUUCCUCUCCCCUCACACACCCCCAGCAGCAUGGUGCAAUAUUUCACAUGGACUCCGCCUGCCACACACACAGACCCCAGGACCUUCUUCUGGGGUACCCUCCUGUUUCCAGCUCGACACCGCCGCCGACCCCAAACUCCUCAGCCCUUCAGCUACAGCCCUCCUCUGCCAACGCACAGUCUCAAAUGCCUUCAUCAGAGAUUACCUUCUACACAGACGGUGUUUCAGGUUCCAUCAGGUCAACGGUACACAGCCCACCUCCGCAGGACGGGGGGGAUGAGGGCUCUCACCAGAGGUCCGGGUGUUCUCCUCAAACUGGACUUGAGGAAACAUACCACAACCCGAACACAGGCUUGUAGCAGACCACCAUCUGAACUUCCCUGGCACCCGCAGGACCCUGUCCAGGAUAUUUUUGGAUUUGUGUCUGAAUUCCCGAGGACACUGAUUAUCUAUGAGCCCUCUUGUUACUGGAGGACGUCUGCAGGAAUGCAACUCAUAUUCCUUUUGUUUUAAAGGCACGUGUUUUAAAAAACCCAGAUGCAUGAAAAUAAAUACAGAUGGUUUAGGUGUGUUAGCUUUACCUUAUAGAAACCUAGUGUUGUUAGACAAAAUGUAGAGAAUUGGAUCAGUUGUUGAGCUAUAUGAGGGCACAGGCCGCCCACAUCCCCUUAGCCACAACUCCUUGAGGCCUUCAUAGAAGAGCAGCAGCAUUGUGCCAUAAUGGACAAGAGCAAUAUGGUAGAGGGUGUCCUCUGUUUUUUUGCUCCGGGCUACAGAAUGUUUCAGGUUGGGUGGGUUGGAUGGAAGAAGAAAGAGGCUUCAGAGACAAGGAUCGGUGGAGGGUGGUAAACAUCUUUACCCCAGCCUCAUCCCCCACCACCUCUGCCAUUUCUGAUCCUUUUAAGCCUCCUCUGCUUGCUCACUCAACCCGUGCAGGAUGCUCUGGAUGUGGUGGACCAGCGUGGGGCUGGCUGCUCUUGGAGCACUGGACGGUGUGAGGAUUGAGACGGGAUGAAUUGUGCUCUUUCCUGUCGACCCUCAGGGAACAGGGGUAGAUGGUGGAAGCAGGAAGUGGAAGUUGGUUAUGGGUUGCUGGGGUGGUGGUGGUGGUGGUGUUACGCCUCGGGUGAUGCAGCUCCUGCUGUCAACAGUCAUCUGAGUACAGGGACUAUUUCCUCCUCUCUGUUCCUCUUUUCUGAUGUUUCUCGCCAUACAACUACCACUCCUUCCCUUUCUCUCUCUCUCGCUCUCUCUCUCUCUCUCUCUCUCUCUCUCUCUCUCUCUCUCUCUCUCUCUCUCUCUCUCUCGCUCUCUGCAUGCCUUUCCGAGCCUUUUGAGUAGUGCCUGUAGACACAUUAACAUGCUGCAUGUCACCCUGUGGAAAUCCAGCUUGCCAUUUAUCUAUCUAUUUAAAGAAAACAUGGAUCAUUCUUUUAAUAACUGGCAUUUACUGAUGCAUAUUUAUAAUAUAUAUAUAUAUAUUGGAUGUGGGCUCAGUUUUAACAGCUGGGUAAUUUCAGGCACAAGGUAAGACGACGGCUGCCCUGACAUGAAGUGGCCUGCAGCUAACCGUCAAUAUAAAUUGGUUCACAAUACAAGAUGUAGGCUGUUUCCCUGAUCAUCACAGAGGGUUAGCUGCUCUGAGAUCCACUUUCUCAGCUGUCCAGAGCGAAGGCAAUAUUCCCCCCAUAAAAGCACAAUGAGAAAAUAAAGACGCUUUUAUAUUUCUAUGAAUGUAUCAAUACUAAAGAUGUAUUUUUUUACCUCAAAGAAUGCAAGAGUGUGGGAUAACAGUAAAUGAUGCUACUGUAUAUGAAGUUAUGGCAGUGCCGUCUGCUGGUACCAACCAAUGCAAUCCUAACCAGGAGGAGGUCAUAACUCUCGUCCCAACAGAUCUACUGUUCUCUUUUGAAUUCACGUAGGUUUGACUCUGCUUCUCUGCAAAUGGAAUGUACUGUAUUUAAACUUGUUUUUUCCCUUAACAUUUUGAUAUUUAUUAGAUAC
Sphaeramia orbicularis (orbiculate cardinalfish) is the source of this 4867-nucleotide messenger RNA. RefSeq names its product potassium voltage-gated channel, subfamily H (eag-related), member 8 (gene kcnh8). Gene Ontology annotation, molecular function: voltage-gated potassium channel activity. NCBI's taxonomy places the organism in Eukaryota, Metazoa, Chordata, Actinopteri, Kurtiformes, Apogonidae. Gene Ontology annotation, cellular component: plasma membrane. The record is from RefSeq and is a predicted model, not a curated record. Bases 82 to 3222 code for a protein of 1046 amino acids. The transcript is spliced from 16 exons. Gene Ontology annotation, biological process: potassium ion transmembrane transport; regulation of membrane potential.